CACUGCUUCUCCUCUCUCCUCUGUCACCGAGUCUCUUUGGUUUCGCUGUGCUGUGACCUCGAGUCCCAGAGUCCCCGUUAAAACAUCCCACGUCGGUCACAUACGCCCGGGCAGGAGAGGUUGGUCUACAAUUUCUACGUGCUUCGAAAAGAGUAUUGUAUGAGUCAAAAAAUUGAAAAACCGAUACUAUCAGGUCAACGCAUAAAGACCAGAAAAAGAGAUGAAAGAGAGAAAUAUGACCCAACCGGAUUUCGAGAUGCGGUUUUGCUUGGUUUGGAAAAAGCUGGUAACGACUUAGAAGCAAUUUCUAAAUUUUUGGACGCGGCUGGUUCUAAGUUAGAUUAUCGUCGAUAUGGGGAGGCAUUAUUUGACAUCAUGAUAGCUGGAGGCCUUCUAGUUCCUGGCGGUUCCAUUGCUCAGGAUGGUGACAAACCGGUAAAAACCAGUGCAUGUGUUUUUGAGCAGCCAGAGGAUAUGGAGUCUAUGCGGAAUUUCGAGCAGGUCUUUAUCAAGCUUAUGCGGCGUUACAAAUAUCUGGAGAAGAUGUUUGAGGAAGAGAUGAAGAAAGUAUUGGUUUUCAUGAAAGGAUUUUCACCUAAGGAAAGAAUCAAGCUAGCUAGGAUGACAGCGCUGUGGAUCUCAAACGGUUCUGUACCACCUACGGUCCUUUCGGUCUUGAUCAAUGAGCAUCUUGUCAAGGACAACUUGGCAUUGGACUUUCUACUGGAGGUCUUUGUUACUUGGAAACAGGAAAAAGGCUUAUCUAGUUUAAUGACGGCUCUGAAGAAAGGAGGUAUUGAGGGAAGGUUGAUGGAGUUUGUACCACCAAAUAAACGAACUGAGGAGCAUUUCCGGUCUGUAUUCGAAGCAGUAGGCCUGGCGGAUAUCGUGAAAUUGCACAAGGCUCAGGCCAGUCAGGAAGCCAAACGGGAUCUGCAACAACUUCUCUUGGAUGACUUAGCGGAAAAUAGACCAAUGAAAGACAUUACGUUAGAUCUCAAGGAAAUGGCACAAAGGAGCUGUAUUCCCGAACACGAAGUGAUUGGAUUGAUUUGGGUUGUUGUAAUGGGCCAAGCUGAAUGGAACAAGAAAGAAGAGUUGGUCGCUGAACAAGCACUGAAACAUCUAAAAGUUUAUACUUCACUGUUCGGUGCUUUUACAACCACUGCCAGAUCUGAACUCGCACUCAUCCUCAAGGUCCAGGAGUUCUGUUAUGAGAACAUGAAUUUUAUGAAAGUCUUCCAGAAGAUUGUUUUACUCUUUUAUAAAACGGAAGUUGUGUCAGAAGAUGUAAUAUUGAAGUGGUACAAAGAGGGUCAUUCAGUGAAGGGGAAAAUGCUCUUUUUAGACCAAAUGAAAAAAUUCAUAGAAUGGCUACAGAAUGCUGAAGAAGAAUCCGAAUCAGGAGAAGAAGAGGAUUAGAAAUAUUCAAGAGAACGCAUCAUUGCCAGUGACAAGAAACGACAUAGACCCAAAAUUUCGAGACAGAUCAAGGACACGUCAAUAUCAGUCAGAAGAGACGCCACGGACUCUUGGAAAUAUACAAUUAUAAAUAAAACUUAAGUCAAUGUUAGGUACUCCAUGAUGAAUCAAGUAUUCAAAAGAAUAGAAAAUUUUUAAAUUGUCAAUAAGAACUAAACACUAACAUCCAAUCGGUGUGGAGGAACUGUAAAUUUGCAACAUCUUUGAAUUGUAUUACUUUAAGAAAAAAUAUUUUGUGUUACAUUUUUAUAACUCCGCUACAAAAUAUAUACAGAAUAACAAAGAACGUAUAAGAAAAAAAAAUCUUUAUCCCUGUGUACGUACACGUUUCGGAUCCCUGUCUUUCUUUGUAUAAUAUUGUACUAGUUUAUAGAAAAUAUACUGACAGGUGGUGUUUAAUA
Temnothorax curvispinosus is the source of this 1883-nucleotide messenger RNA. It is a transcript of the gene kra, whose product is annotated as protein krasavietz. Gene Ontology annotation, molecular function: protein binding. Gene Ontology annotation, cellular component: cytoplasm; membrane. The record is from RefSeq and is a predicted model, not a curated record. The coding region runs from base 160 to 1422 and encodes 420 amino acids. The transcript is spliced from 8 exons. Lineage: Eukaryota; Metazoa; Arthropoda; Insecta; Hymenoptera; Formicidae.